This is a messenger RNA of Octodon degus (degu), 2739 nucleotides long. RefSeq names its product zinc finger protein 227. Gene Ontology annotation, molecular function: RNA polymerase II cis-regulatory region sequence-specific DNA binding; DNA-binding transcription repressor activity, RNA polymerase II-specific. The coding region runs from base 86 to 2470 and encodes 794 amino acids. The record is from RefSeq and is a predicted model, not a curated record. The transcript has 6 exons. Gene Ontology annotation, biological process: negative regulation of transcription by RNA polymerase II. NCBI's taxonomy places the organism in Eukaryota, Metazoa, Chordata, Mammalia, Rodentia, Octodontidae.
AAGCUGGGACUGGUGGUGCACGGCCGUAACCCCUGCUCCCUUGCAGCCAUCUACUCAUUUAACCCUUGGAACCACCCUAUGAGUUAUGCCUUUCCAGGACACUGACCUUCCCCAGAAGGAACAGGAGAAAAUGACCAGGUUUCAGGAGGCAGUGACAUUCAAGGACGUGGCUGUGGUCUUCACCACAGAAGAACUGGGGCUGCUGGACCCUACCCAGAGGGAACUGUAUGAAGAUGUAAUGGUGGAGAAUUUUAAGAACCUGGUUGCAGUGGGGCAUCUUCCCUUCAAACCAGACAUGGUAUCCCAGUUGGAAGCAGAAGAAAAGCUUUGGGUGAUGGAAACAGAGACCCAUGGAAAUUGCAUAAAUCAAAAUGAGAUGACGACUCUUCAAAGAUUUACAGUAAAAUACCUUUCAGAGUUAUCCUGCUGGCAAAUCUGGAAACAUGUUGCAAGUGAAUUAACCAGGUGUCUUCACAGGACAAAUUCCUGGUUGCUACAAGGCAGUUGCAUUCAGGUUUUUGAAAAUGAAAGCAAUGUUAGGGAUCAUAAAAGAAAUCACUCCAGGUAUAUUGAAAAUCAAGUGUUUUCAAUUUCAGGAAUUCAGAAUUCUUCCCCAAAUGAGUGUUUGAUUGAGUCACAGAAUCAAAGUAGUGGUAAACAAGUGGAUGCGAAAAACAAGCUGUAUUUGAAUGAAGAUGUGAUGAAGAAAUUAUGCAGUGAGCACAUCGAAAGCAAUACAGAGCAACAAUCCUACCAGCAUAGUGAAUGUGGCCGAAGUAUGAGAGAGGGCUCCAGUGGGCAGUUACCAUUAGGAGAGAAACUGCGUCCGUGCCGCGAGUGUGAAUGGGGCCUCAGUUACAGGUCAGUGCUUCAGCAGAACAUGCGCACCAGAGAGAGAUGCUUCAGUCAAAGCUUGCACUCACAGUCUCCUUUGAGAAUUCACCCAGUGGAGAAACUGCAUGAUGGUCACGAGCCUGGAAGUUGCUCCAGUAGGAGUCCUUGUCUUUCUCAUCAGCCUAAUCAUAUAGGUGAGAAGUCCUUUACAUGUGACAGUUGUGGCAAGGGAUUCAGUAGCAGCACAGGCCUCAUCAUUCAUUACCGAACUCACACUGGAGAGAAACCUUAUAAAUGUGAGGAAUGCGGCAAAUGUUUUAGUCAGAGUUCAAAUUUUCAGUGUCAUCAGAGGGUCCAUACUGAAGAAAAACCAUACAAGUGUGAAGAGUGUGGUAAGGGCUUUGGUUGGAGUGUUAAUCUCCGUGUCCAUCAGAGGGUCCAUAGCGGUGAAAAACCCUAUAAAUGUGAAGAGUGUGGUAAGGGUUUCACUCAGGCCGCACAUUUUCACAUACAUCAGAGAGUCCACACCGGAGAGAAACCCUACAAAUGUGAUGUGUGUGGUAAGGGCUUCAGUCACAAUUCACCAUUAAUAUGCCAUCGGAGAGUCCAUACUGGAGAGAAACCAUAUAAAUGUGAGGCAUGUGGGAAAGGCUUUACCCAAAACACAGAUCUUCACAUCCAUUUCAGAGUUCACACAGGAGAAAAACCCUACAAAUGUAAGGAGUGUGGUAAGGGCUUCAGUCAGGCUUCCAAUCUUCAAGUCCAUCAGAAUAUCCACACAGGGGAGAAACGAUUCAAAUGUGAAACAUGUGGGAAGGGCUUCAGUCAGUCUUCAAAGCUACAAACCCAUCAGAGAGUCCACACGGGCGAGAAACCGUACAAAUGUGACGUGUGUGGUAAGCACUUCAGUUACAGUUCAAAUCUUAAACUACACCAAGUAAUUCACACUGGAGAAAAACCAUAUAAAUGUGAAGAGUGUGGAAAGGGCUUCAGUUGGAGAUCAAAUCUUCAUGCUCAUCAGAGAGUCCACUCAGGAGAGAAACCCUAUAAAUGUGAAGAAUGUGAUAAGAGCUUCAGUCAGGCCAUUGAUUUUCGGGUACAUCAGAGAGUCCAUACUGGAGAGAAGCCAUACAAAUGUGGUGUAUGUGGGAAGGGUUUCAGUCAGUCAUCUGGCCUCCAAUCCCACCAAAGAGUUCACACUGGAGAGAAGCCAUACAAAUGUGAAGUGUGUGGUAAGGGCUUUCGAUACAGCUCACAGUUUAUAUACCAUCAGCGAGGCCACACUGGAGAGAAACCUUACAAAUGUGAGAAGUGUGGGAAAGGCUUUGGAAGGAACUUGAACCUUCGCCAUCAUCAGAGGGUCCACACGGGAGAGAAACCCCACAAAUGUGAGGAGUGUGGGAAGGCCUUCAGCCUCCCCUCAAAUCUUCGAGUUCACUUGCAUGUUCACACUAGGGAGAAACUCUUUAAAUGUGAGGCAUGUGGGAAGGGCUUUAGUCAUAGUGCACGCCUUCAGGCCCACCAGAGAGUCCAUACUGGGGAGAAACCAUACAAAUGUGAUGUGUGUGGUAAAGACUUCAGUCACCAUUCCCGUCUUACAUACCAUCAGAGAGUCCACACUGGCAAAAAGCUCUAGAAAUAAGGAAUUUAUUCAUGGUUUUUGACAAAAUACACAUUUUUAGGUUUUUAGAAAGUCCAUACUGGUGAUAAACUAUAAAAAUAUUCUUCAGACUCAGAAGCUAAUAUAUGCUUUAAAAUAAUAACAAAUAGUUACAGGACUACAACUCAUAUUUAAGGAAUUAGAGCUUUCAGUCCUCUUGGCAAUACACAUUUAAUAUAAAUGACCUUUCAGCGUGACUCCACCGAAAGAUAAUGUGUAAAAAUACUUGUCGCUAAUUAAUUAUU